Molecule: messenger RNA, 1323 nt
Organism: Zasmidium cellare ATCC 36951
Lineage: Eukaryota; Fungi; Ascomycota; Dothideomycetes; Mycosphaerellales; Mycosphaerellaceae
Exons: 2
Coding region: 1-1323 (440 amino acids)
Source: RefSeq, a predicted model, not a curated record
AUGGAAGACCCGCACGAGUCUACACCUACGCCAAACGACCAAGAGAUUAUUGACCAACGCGACAGUGGCAUAGAAAUCGAUGUCCCCAUUACCGACGAUGAACAACCUUCUCGCGAUGCCUUCGAUCCCGGCGGGUCCCAGUUACUCAGCAACAUUCAGCGCUUCUCCAUUGCCAGUUCAAAACUCGGCAACAAGUUCUUGUUUCAAACGACGCAACGGAGUAAUGAGAUGGCGAAAUACCUAGACAAAUUGAGACACACUGAAGAGUCUAUUCUGCAAAUUGCGGAGAGGUUCUUAGGACAACGUGAGGAGAAUCUGCGAAAUACCGGGCCCAAGGUCUUGCAAGACCUAAAGGCACAAUUGGCCACCGAUCGCGCUACGCUGCGGGAUCAAUCACAGGUUGUCUUGAAUGUGCACGCAAGUACUGGCACUACCCAGUACAGGCUUCUUGCUGUACAGUCAAAGCUCAGGAAUGCUUUGGCCAAGCACAACAAGUCCUUGCCAGGCGGGACGGCAGUGUUCGCGGAAAUGAACAAUGAGUUCAACGCAGAACUGCUGACUCCAUCUGAAGUAACGGACGACCUACCCCAGCAAGCACAGUCUUAUUUUGAUGCUGUCGGUUCCAUCGCCGUGUUACAAGAGCGUCUUCUCGAGCUUGACGACGAGCAUGCAGAGGCACGGACUGGACGAGACCUUGCCGUGGACCAAGAACGGGAGCUCAGCACGUCUGACUCUGUGUUCGAAAAUCUGUACCACAAUUCUCGCUCUGAGCUCAUUCGCAGUCUUCAAGACCGCAUGAUGACUGCCGAUCAGGCGAAGCAAGCCUGCGAUGACCAGGGCAUCGAUUUGGACAGCUUGCGACAUCGACAACCCACUGAAACUUCGCAGGCAGAUGAUGACGCUUCUGACGGGCAUGCACAAUCUCUAUGGCUCGAUCGACCAGACACCAUGGAUUUCGCCAUGCCCCAGGUCGAUGAGAUUUUUCUCACCGCCAGCGGGGUGGAUGUGAAACAAGGAGAUGUCACGGUUACUGAUGGCCAAGGCAACGGUAGACCAAACUCUGAGCGCAUAGAGUCUUGGCUCUCGCGCGCCGUAGAUGGAGAAGCGGUCGCCGAAGGACACCUCGUAGAGCUUGCGGAGGCUCAUGGCAGGAUUUGGCUUGGAGACACCCGCCAUCCUGAUCACGAGAAUGCAGCGGGCGGUGACUUCGACCAGAAUGACAGCAUGGCUGUUCCAAGGUCGGCUUUCAAUCGCCGCAAAGCUGUGCGCGCGUUCCAUCGAGCUUCACAUCGGCGUUGUUCGGUCUCCGCAAUUGACGCCUGA